CCCCUGGUCGAGACAGUAUUUGGUCCUGCCAUGAGGGCAGGGGACUGGACUCGAUGACCUCUCGAGGUCCCUUCCAGUCCUAGAGUCUAUGAAUCUACCUAGCAAAUAGACAAAACUGCAAACUAAGUUUAAGAUACUAGAAAGGCAGGAUAUGAACUAGCAGAUUCUCACCCUGAUGGAUGGUGCAGGUGGGCGGCAGAUUCGUAAGGGGAAAGCUGCCCCCAGGUGUUCCAUACCCAGGCCAGAAAUCCCUUAGCCUGGGUCCAGCACCUCCCCCCGUCAGGCUUUGUUCCUCGGGUGUUUCCAGGAGUCUCUUUGGGUGGGGAGUGAAGGACCCAGAUGGCGUCACUCCCCGGCCUUACCCAGCGCUAGCGCCUGGCGGGAACCUUUGUUCCCAAGCUUGGGUCCCAGCCUGGGUUGUGGGAAAAUACUGACACCCCAAGAUGGAGUCCGGAGUCAUGUGGUCUCAUCACAUGUCGCUGUAGAGCCAUUGCAGGUCACUCGCAGGCUGGGGGGGGGGGGGUUCUCAGGAAGGCCCCCCAGGUGGGAGAUAAGCUUCUCCUAAUGCUCAGUGUCGUUUCCUAAUGGCCCUGAAUAGGCCCGUCCCCACCCGCCAUCUUGCCCAGGGGGCGUUCCCCAGGUGUGAGCACCGUUGCUGUACAGCUACACAGUCGAUAUUUAUAACUUCAGUUACCAAGUUAUAAAUACACACCUAGGCUAAUCCUCUUCAGCAAACAUCACUUGUCCAAUGACGCCUCACAGGACUUGUGGAAAACGCAUCAGGAUUAUGCCAUAACCCUGUCAUCAUAACAUCGCGGUGAGGACACGGGCUGCAGGGUCCCGGGGUCACCGACGAUUUUCGGCUGGAAGAAAAGCGAAGGGGAAGCGGCGGCCGCGUUUCGUUUUGAAAGGCCGGCCGCACCCCCAGCGCGAUGGAGAUCCCCAUGCCGGCCCCCAUCUGCCUGGUCGAGAACAGCCCAGCGGGGGAGUUGCGGGUGCAGCAGGAGGCGCUGCAGGUGCUGGCGGACAUCUCCCAGCCCGUGGUGGUGGUGGCCAUCGCCGGGCUGUACCGCACCGGCAAGUCCUACCUCAUGAACCGACUGGCCAGCAAGAGAACGGGGUUCUCGCUGGGCUCCACCAUCCAGUCGCACACCAAGGGCAUCUGGAUGUGGUGCCUGCCCCACCCCCACCCCCGCUGGGCCGGCCACACCCUGGUGCUGCUGGACACCGAGGGGCUGGGCGACGUGGAGAAGGGUGACGGGAAGAACGACACGUGGAUCUUCGCGCUGGCCGUGCUGCUCAGCAGCACCCUGGUCUGUAACAGCCUGGGCACCAUCAACCAGCAGGCCAUGGACCAGCUGCACUACGUGACGGAGCUGACGGAGCGCAUCAAGGUGAAGGCGGCAGGCGAGGGCGGCCGGCAGGAGGGGGAGGAUUCGGCCGAGUUCGUGCGGUUCUUCCCGGCCUUCGUGUGGGCCGUGCGGGAUUUCACGCUGCAGCUGGAGCUGGACGGGCGGGAGAUCACCGAGGACGAGUACCUGGAGAACGCCCUGAAACUAAAGCCAGGCAGCAGCCAGCGAGCCCAGCUCUACAACCUGCCCCGCGAGUGCAUCCGCCAGUUCUUCCCGGCCCGGAAAUGCUUCGUCUUCGUCCAGCCGGCCGGCAGGAGGGACCUGCCCCGGCUGGAGGAGCUGCGGGAGGCCGAGCUGGAGCCCGAGUUCCGGGAGCAGGUGGCCCGGUUCUGCCACCACGUCUGGGAGACGUCAAAGCCCAAGACCAUCCCAGGCGGCCACGUGGUGACCGGGGCCAUGCUGGGGAACCUGGCGGUGACCUACGUGGACGCCAUCCGCAGCGGGGCGGUGCCCUGCAUGGAGAGCGCGGUGCUGGCCCUGGCGCAGAUCGAGAACUCGGCGGCGGUGGGGGAGGCCGUGGCUGCCUACGAGGAGCAGCUGGGGCGGCGGGCGGCGCUGCCCACGGAGAGCAUGCAGGAGCUGCUGGAGCUGCACGCCCAGUGCGAGCGGGAGGCGCUGCGGGUGUUCAUGGCGCGCGCCUUCAAGGACGACGAGCGCCGCUUCCAAGGGGAGCUCAUGCGCCGCCUGGAGGAGCAGAAGCAGGAGCUCUGCCAGCGCAAUGAGCUGGCGUCCUCGGACCGCUGCACGGCCGCCCUGCUGGAGCUGUCGGACGAGCUGGAGGACCGGAUCGGCCAGGGGGUCUAUUUGGUGCCCGGGGGCCACCAGCGCUUCCUGGACGACCAGUGGCAUGUGGUGGAGAGAUACUGGCAGGUGCCGGGGAAGGGGGUGAAGGCCGAGGAGGUGCUGCAGGAGUUCCUCCAGGCCAAGGAGGCCGUGGCCCAGUCCAUCCUGCAGACGGACGAGGCCCUGACGGAGAAGGAGAAGGAGAUGGCAGCCCAGCGAGCCCGGGCCGAGGCGGCCGAGCGGGAGCAGCAGGUCCUGAAGCAGAAGGAGGCUGAGCUGCAGCAGAAGCUGGAGGACCAGGAACGCAGCUACCAGGAGAACCUGCGGCAGCUGAAGGAGCAGCUGGAGGACGAGAGGAAGAAGCUGCUGGAGGAGCAGGGCAAGAUUAUGGAUCAGAAACUCAAGGAGCAGGAGGCCCUGCUGAGGGAGGGGUUCCAGGAGGACGCCAGACGCUUGGAGAGCGAGAUCCGGCGCCUGCAGCAGCAGAGCGAGGAGAUCCAGAAGCCGUCGUGGAUCCAAUCGGCAUUGGACGUUCUGGCCGACGUGGCCCCCUUCGUGCUACCUGGCUUCGCUGGCAAGGCCACCGGAGUCGUCAGCAGCCUCGUCCGGCGGAUGUUCUGAGGGGCCCCCAGCGUCCCGCUCACCCCUGCACCCCAGCGCCCUGUUCACCCGCGGAACCCCCCGCCACAGGACGCUCCGCCGGCGAGCAGCUUAGGAGCAUCCAGCAAAGCAUUGAGUGGUUCUGACUGCAGCGCCGGGGGCUCCCAACCCCCACGCUGGCCGGGUCAGGGAGGAAUAUCUCACCCCACAGGGCCCUGCAGGGACCGUCACUGUGGGAGACGUGCUACCUCAAGAUGCAGGGGACUUGUUGGAGAGGGAUACCAGGAUGGAUGGGGCUCUUUGCCUGAUCUGUGGGGCAGGACCCACGUGAGGUGGCCACCAGACAACCGCACCUGGAGCUGAGGCAGCCUUCUGCCCUGGGUACCUCCCCAGCCCCGGGCCGAGGGAUGGGAGCUGGCUUGGGUGCAGGAUGCCUCUCUGCCUUGCAGCCGGACAGCUUUAAACUCUGCAAUUAAAUAAACCUCCUCACGA
Messenger RNA from Mauremys mutica (yellowpond turtle), 3287 nucleotides. RefSeq names its product guanylate-binding protein 1-like. Gene Ontology annotation, molecular function: GTPase activity; GTP binding. NCBI's taxonomy places the organism in Eukaryota, Metazoa, Chordata, Testudines, Geoemydidae. The transcript is spliced from 11 exons. The record is from RefSeq and is a predicted model, not a curated record. Bases 933 to 2816 code for a protein of 627 amino acids.